Molecule: messenger RNA, 1521 nt
Organism: Didymosphaeria variabile
Lineage: Eukaryota; Fungi; Ascomycota; Dothideomycetes; Pleosporales; Didymosphaeriaceae
Gene: MT2
Product: Sphingolipid C9-methyltransferase 2
Exons: 3
Coding region: 1-1521 (506 amino acids)
Biological process (GO): cellular response to biotic stimulus
Source: RefSeq, a predicted model, not a curated record
AUGAGCAGUGGGACGACGUCUGAGGACACCUUCGAGUGGAUCGAGACGCCGCCGGCGCGCACCCCGACCAAGCCCGACUUCGACUGUGGUGUGAAGACAACUUCUUACCCGGCCAUUGCCAACGCUCCCCUUCCCGCAGACAGCAAUGGACGUGACCACUUCUCGAACACGGCCCUGAUCUCUGCUCUUGUUGGCGUCCCUGGCUACAUCACAUGGAAGCUCGGUGGAGGCCUCAAGACGUGGAUCUUCUUCGCUCUUAUUGUCGACCUACCCAUCCUCGCCGCCUUCUGGAUCGUCACCUCCGAGUACGCUCCCCGUAAGAACGAGAAGGCCAAGUUCCCGGGCAAGCCCAUUGAGACCUACCUCGAGUUCCACAAGAGCGAAGACCGCGACGCCUACCAUGGCAAGAAGAUCCCCAUGGAGACUUUCUACGAGAAGUACUUCGAUGGCGAUGUCGAUUUCAAGGGCGACUGUCUAGAGGUUAUGGAAUUGCGCCACGAUUGGGCCAAUUUCCGCUUCACGUUCGGCCUGAUCAAGCACUUCUUGUUCGGCAUGAUCCCUGAAAUGAUUAUGCACACGAGGUCUCAAGACGAGGAGCAGGUCCGAGACCACUACGACCGCGGAGACGACUUCUACGGCUGGUUCCUCGGCCCACGCAUGAUCUACACGUCCGGUAUCAUCUCCGACAUCCAUCGCGAGGAGACCCUCGAGGAACUCCAGGAUAACAAAUUGGCAAUCGUCUGCGAGAAGAUCGGUCUGCAGAAGGGCGAGAAGAUGCUCGACAUCGGCUGCGGUUGGGGUACCCUGGCUAGAUUCGCAUCUGUACACUACGGCGGCCAUGUUACCGGUGUCACACUUGGUCGCAACCAGACAAAGUGGGGCAACAACGGUCUGAGGAAAAACGGCAUCGGCGAGGACCAAUCCAACAUUCUGUGCAUGGAUUACCGUGAUAUUCCCGUCCCUUCCGGCGGCUACAAGAAGAUCACCUGUCUGGAGAUGGCUGAGCACGUUGGUGUCCGCCAUUUCUCCGGCUUCUGUUCCCAGGUCAAGGACAUGCUCGACGAUGACGGUGUCUUCUUCCUCCAGAUUGCUGGUCUCCGCAAGGAGUGGCAGUUUGAGGACUUUACUUGGGGCCUCUUCAUGAACAAGUACGUCUUCCCUGGAGCUGAUGCCUCGACUCCUCUUGGCUGGGUUGUCGACAAGCUCGAAGGCGCCGGUUUCGAAGUCAAGCAGAUUGACACCGUCGGUGUACACUACUCUGCUACUCUCUGGAAAUGGUACCGCAACUGGAUCGGCAACAAGGAGAAGGUCACCGCCAAGUACGGCAAGCGCUGGUUCCGCAUCUGGGAGUUCUUCCUGGCUUACUCGACCAUUGCAUCCCGUCAGGGUACGGCUACCUGCUUCCAGAUUACGCUUGUCAAGAACAUCAACUCUACCCACCGUGUUGAGGGUAUCAAUACCCAAUUUGCCCUCUCUGCUGCGCUCGAAGCCAGCAAGGCCAAGGGCAUUAAGGGAUUGUAA